Baudoinia panamericana UAMH 10762 is the source of this 1245-nucleotide messenger RNA. RefSeq lists its product as uncharacterized. Bases 1 to 1245 code for a protein of 414 amino acids. Gene Ontology annotation, molecular function: calcium-dependent phospholipid binding; calcium ion binding. Gene Ontology annotation, cellular component: cytoplasm. The transcript is spliced from 2 exons. The record is from RefSeq and is a predicted model, not a curated record. NCBI's taxonomy places the organism in Eukaryota, Fungi, Ascomycota, Dothideomycetes, Mycosphaerellales, Teratosphaeriaceae.
AUGAACACAUUAGGUGGCGACCUACUCCCAGGCGGACGUCGACCAUCACCUAGUGGUCACCGCUCGGACAUGCCGCCGCCCAGCCCGCUACUAGAAGCGUACCACGGAACCUACCAAUCCAUCUCUCCCAUGCCUUUUGCCAUCAAAGACGACGAUGACCUAAGCGACAUGGAGUCUCUCGAGCUAACCUCCUCCCGCCACCAUGUCUGGCAAAAACCUCACGGCAACCUCUCCCAAGACGUCUCUAUACUCGUCAAGGAUAAAAAGCGCGUAACAGUCUAUGACGCAGAGGGCGACGCGAAACGCCUCUCCAAAGCACUCGCCCACACGAAACCCGACCCGGACCCCAUCAUCGACAUCCUGCCAACCCUCUCCCACGACCAAAUCUGGGAGCUCCGGAAAGAGUACAAGAAGCUCGUCAAGAUCCAGGGAAAAGGCAUCAACCUACCCAAACAUCUCAAGCUCAAACUUCCCGGCACCAAUUUCGGCAAAGCCGCGUACGUCACCGCCCUGGCGCGGUGGGAAAGCGAAGGCUACUGGGCCAACUUCUGGUACCAGGCACAUGGUAGCCGGCGGGAACUCCUCGUCGAAGCGCUGAUGGGCCGGACGAAUGCGGAGAUUCGGAUGAUCAAGGAUGAAUUCAAGGACAAGCGGUAUGCGGAUAGUUUGGACCGGUGUAUGGAGAAGGAAUUGAAGAUGGAUAAGUUCCGCACGGCGGUGUUGUUGGUGCUGGAGGAGAGGAGGCAAGAGGAGAACGAGGUGUACCCGCCGGAGUAUGUAGGGAGGGAUGUGGAGGUGUUGCAUCAAGCGUUGACGGCGCCGAAGGGUGGGGAGACGGCGAUGUUGCAGGUGGUCAUAUUAAGGUCGGAUAGGCAUUUGCGGGAGAUUUUGCGGGAGUAUGAGAGGAGGUAUGGAGAGAAUUUCGCGAGGGCGGCGCUAAGGAAGAGCAAUAAUCUCGUCGGCGAAGUGAUAGCCCACAUCCUCAACGGCGUCAUCAACAAAGCAGCCCGCGACGCCCUGCUUCUGCAUCACGCCCUCCAAGACAUCGCCGAGAAGAACAAGGACGACGAGCUCCGCUACGAACUCCUCAUCUCGCGCCUCAUCCGAGUACACUGGGAUAAAGCGCAUCUGGAGCGCGUAAAGCGCACCUACUACGAACGCUUCAAGACCGUACUCGAAGACGACAUCGAUGAUGCCACGGUGAGCGACUUUCGCGAGUUUAUGGUUAAGCUUUGCGAGAAGUAG